AUGACGUACAUUACAGAAGUGUCCCACCGAUGUGUCCCCUCAGUGUCUUUACCAGCCGUUGACCAAAAAUAUGGUGCUGUGGCAAAUGCUGAUGAUGACAUCAGCAGCCUUCCAGAUUAUUCACAGGAUCAAUACGAGCAUGUGAUGCGCAUUUUCGGGGGUCUGAAACCAGAGAUGGUGCAGGGACAGCUGGCAGAUGCACUUCCUGUCCGUAAGCAGCAGGUGUCCCUCCUGAGCUUCCUACAAUGGAGACAGACUUACAAGGAAGGCGGCCUCUACUCUGUCUUGAUCCAGCAAUCAGAGAACCCCAACAAUCCCAUUUGCGUUCACACCGUGGAAGAAAAUCCAAGAAACGCAUAUUUACCACUUGUGGUGGCAGCUCUGCUGCUGGCCCUAAUUGCCCUCUUGUGUGUUGUGGCACCCUACAUCUACAGGAGGCGUUGUACGGCAAAGUUGGUCAAGACUGUUUGCUGCAAAGGCCCACGGUACUCAGUGGAUGGCGGAGCGUGCGCUGGCGAAGCCGAGGCUGGCGAUGUGAAACCUAAACAGACACGUCUGCGCUCCUUGGACACUUUCCGUGGAUUUGCCCUGACGUUGAUGGUUUUUGUGAACUAUGGUGGAGGGGGCUACUGGUUCUUUCAACAUGCACCGUGGAAUGGUCUUACUGUUGCAGAUCUGGUCAUGCCUUGGUUUGUGUUCAUAAUUGGGACGUCAGUGGCGUUGGCGUUCAGGUCCAUGCAGAAGAGAGGGGUUGGCCGUGUACAGCUGUUGAGGAAACUCACCUGGAGAACAGUGGUCCUCAUCAUGCUCGGAUUCUGUUUCAUCAACUACUCUCCAAGAGAUGGCCCUUUGUCCUGGUCCUGGCUGAGGAUCCCCGGUGUUCUGCAGCGGCUGGGUUUCACCUACUUUGUGCUGUCUCUGAUGCAGACUGUCUGGGGCCAGAGAGAAAUCCCACUGAGAAGGCCUCUCCGGUGGAGCCCGGUCCAGGAUGUGGUCCUUUAUUGGCCAGAGUGGCUGUUUAUUGCUGUGUUGGAGACAAUAUGGCUGUGUAUCACCUUUCUCAUGCCUGUACCCAACUGCCCCACAGGUUAUUUGGGGGCUGGUGGAAUUGGUGAUAAUGGUCUAUAUCCUAACUGCACUGGGGGCGCAGCGGGAUACAUUGACAGGUGGAUGUUUGGUGACAACAUGUACAGAUAUCCCACAUGCAGGGAAAUGUAUCAUACAACACAGCCCUUCGACCCAGAGGGGCUUCUGGGUACAAUCAACUCCAUUGUCAUGGGAUUCAUAGGGAUGCAGGCGGGCAAAAUAAUCAUUUUCUACAAGGGAGAGAACGCCCGCAUCCUUUCCCGAUUCCUGGUCUGGGCCAUCAUCCUGGGAAUCUCUGCAGCCAUCCUUUCUAAGUGCACGCGAGACGAAGGAUUUAUACCUGUCAAUAAAAACCUUUGGUCUCUGUCCUAUGUGAUAUGCAUGGGCUGUUUCUCCUUCCUGCUGCUGGGGGGCAUGUACUUUGUCAUGGAUAUCAAGGGCUGGUGGAGUGGACAGCCAUUCAUAUACCCAGGGAUGAACUCUAUCUUUGUGUACGUGGGCCAUUCCCUCCUGGGUUUCUACUUUCCAUUCAGCUGGGAGAUACGCUCCAAUGAGAGCCAUUGGGAGGUGCUGUUCCAGGGCCUGUGGGGAACCGCUCUCUGGGUCCUUAUUGCCUUCCUGCUGUACAGGAAGAAAUUCUUCCUCAAAAUCUAAUUCCUAGUCGUCUUCUGCCCCCCCCCCAUUCUCUACAUGUUAUUAUUUUCAUUUUAUCUAACAUUAAUUUAAAGCUGAAAUCCGGGAUUUCCGAACUACAAGCAAGGUGCAGCAGCCACUGUGGCUCAUGUGCCAUCAGCUCAGCAGUAAACAGUUCCCACCCUCAUAAAAAUGCAAUCUUCAGACCAAAGCUAGCACAGACAAUCUAAUGUAUUACAGGCUAAUUCAAACUAUAUGGGAACACUGUUGUAUUGUAACAUGGAUUGUAGAAUUGGUAUAUUAGCUGCCCAGCAGAAGCAUCACCACAUCGUCAACACA
Lampris incognitus (smalleye Pacific opah) is the source of this 2058-nucleotide messenger RNA. RefSeq lists its product as uncharacterized. The transcript has 18 exons. The record is from RefSeq and is a predicted model, not a curated record. The coding region runs from base 1 to 1740 and encodes 579 amino acids. NCBI's taxonomy places the organism in Eukaryota, Metazoa, Chordata, Actinopteri, Lampriformes, Lampridae.